Messenger RNA from Sardina pilchardus (European sardine), 1107 nucleotides. Its product is annotated as neurogenic locus notch homolog protein 1-like. Lineage: Eukaryota; Metazoa; Chordata; Actinopteri; Clupeiformes; Clupeidae. The record is from RefSeq and is a predicted model, not a curated record. The coding region runs from base 28 to 1107 and encodes 359 amino acids. The transcript has 9 exons. Gene Ontology annotation, molecular function: calcium ion binding.
CUGGUUGGCAGUUUUCUCCUGCAAAAGAUGGAGAACGUGAUGACCAUGACCAAGCCAUUCAAAUCAAAAACAUUCUUACUUGUUUCCCUCAUCAUACACCUCCAAUCCACCUGUUGCACAGAGAUGCCCUCGGAUGACUGUGGGCUUAAAACGUGUCCAGAAGGUCAAAUCUGUGUUGAAGCCUCUGCAGAUUCUAAGAGCUCCUGCGCUUGUGCUCAAGGAUACCAAGGCAGUGCAUGUGACCAGGACAUCAAUGAGUGCUCAGCAGGCUGGACUGGAAAGGACUGCAGUGAGAACAUUGAUGACUGUGUAACUGCAGCUUCUGCACACGGAUCAACUUGCCAUGACAGAGUUGCUUCGUACAUCUGUGAAUGUCCACCAGGACGCACUGGUCUGUUGUGUCAUAUAAUUGAUUCCUGCAUAACCAAUCCAUGUCCACAAAGUAGCCAUUGCCUCACCAACCCAAUAAAUGGGGAGGCCGUUUGCAAUUGUCAUGCAGGAUAUGUGGGUCCCCACUGCAACAUAGACGUAGAUGAGUGCGACCAUCAUAACCCAUGUGAGCAUGGAGGGCGCUGCAUCAACACUGUUGGGUCCUUCUCCUGCCAGUGCCCAGUUGGUUACACGCGCUCACGCUGUGAGUUAGACAUUAACGAGUGUUUAUCCAAUCCCUGUCCAAACGGAGCAACAUGCCUUGACCAGAUUGGAAAAUACACAUGUGUUUGUCAUCCAGGUCAGAACUGCACAGAGAAGGACUGCUUUGCUUGGUGCAAAAAUGGGGGACAGUGUGUAAGAACAGAGUCAGGGAGUCACUGUGAAUGUGCAAAUGGCUGGACUGGAGAGGACUGCAGUGAGAACAUUGAUGAUUGCGCAACUGCAGCUUGUGCCGUGGGAUCAUCUUGCCAUGACAGAGUUGCUUCAUUCUACUGUGAAUGUCCACCAGGACUUACUGGUCUGUUGUGUCAUUUAGAUGAUGCCUGCAUAACCAAUCCCUGUCCACAAGGUCGCAAUUGUGACACAAAUCCAAUAAACGGGAAAGCCAUCUGUACCUGUCCUGCAGGAUAUGUGGGUCCCCACUGCAGCAUGGAGAUAGAUGAGUGCAUUUUAUGA